Molecule: messenger RNA, 1322 nt
Organism: Paramecium sonneborni
Lineage: Eukaryota; Ciliophora; Oligohymenophorea; Peniculida; Parameciidae
Source: the annotation of a GenBank genome assembly
AUGUAUGAUAUUUUAAUAGUAAUCUGUGGUAUCAUAAUUGGUUUAAUUUUAAUAUACUUUAAAUAGUAUUUCAUAAACAACGAAUCUUUUUAAGCUAACUAAAGGAUUUCAAAUAAAACAAGAAAAGAAAUCAAAUUGUAAUAAUCAUCAUAUUAAAAAUCAUUUCCAACUCAACACUAAUAAAAUAGAAUUUAUAAUGAGGAAUAAAUGCAAAAUUGGCAACAUCCCUAAAAAGUAGAAAAUUAAAUAACAAAAUAAGAAAAUUAAGUGAAUUAUAGUUUUUAAUCAGACCGAUAAUUAGCUAAAAUGAAUACCAGUUAAGAAGAGUAGGAAUUAUUAAUGGAUGAUAUACGUAUUAAAAAAAAAGAAAAUUUUGAUUAAAAUUCACCUUUGAAAAGAUCUGAAGAUAGACUUUAGUAGAAAUAUGCUUAAAUAACUUUGAAUUAACCUAAAAAUUAUUAAGACCCUUUAAAAAAAUAAAGGGUUGUGUAUUCAAAUUAAGUGGAAAAUAAUAAUCAUUAUAGUGUAUCAAAAAAUGUAAUUGUUAAAUAAAAAAUAUUCAAUUUAUACAAUAUGUCAUGUCUAAAUAGUGAUGAUACAAAAUUUAUAGGUUCUGCUAUCAUUUCAAAAAAUUAUAAUGAUUUAUAUAUUGAUGAUUUGACUUAAAAAUAGCUAAAUUUAUAUUUAAAAGGGUACAGAUAAGUUAGUGGGGAUGGUAAUUGCUAUUUUACGGCAAUAGCAUUUCAAUACUUUGAGAUAUUGUUAAAUAAAUUUAAUUAUUUGGAAUUUAGAGAGUUUAUAAAUCAAAUUGAGACAAUGGAGUUUUUGAUUGAAUUUAAUGGGUAUUUCAUAGAGGCUACUUUAUAGAAUUAGUUUGCAAAAAGAAUGACUGAGCUAUUAUAAAUACUAAGAGAUAAUCCUUCAUAACUAGAAUAAAUGAUGGCUGAUCCAAAUCAAGAGUUUUAUGGUUUAGCAAUAAUAUGUUUUAGAAAUUUAGCCUAUUUGCUAUAUUUAAGAUAAAAUAGUCAGAUAAUUGUUGAAUAUAAACCAGAUUUAAGUAAUGAAUUAUUAACAUGGUAAUUUUAGUGUAAUGAUUCAGAGAUGAUAAAUUCAUCAUUGGCAAAGUAUUUAAAUAUGUAAAUAAAUUGAAAUGCAUUUAGAAUAAUAAAUGUGUAUUUGAUAGAUUAAAAAAACAGUGAAGUAACUUAGUUGAAGUAUGGUUAAUAAUCAAAGAAUGAGAUACAUUUAAUAUAUAGACCAGGACAUUAUGAUAUAGGAAUACCAAUUUGAUUUAAUUAGAAAUUUGAUUUUUUUUUGAUGUG